Molecule: messenger RNA, 489 nt
Organism: Microdochium trichocladiopsis
Lineage: Eukaryota; Fungi; Ascomycota; Sordariomycetes; Xylariales; Microdochiaceae
Exons: 1
Coding region: 130-393 (87 amino acids)
Source: RefSeq, a predicted model, not a curated record
GUCGGCAGCGGCGGGUGGUGGCCGAACCCGGCCGGGUGGUGGUGCGGGUGCGUGGGGGAUGCCGAGCGCGGGGUCGCCGAGAUCGGAGUCCCCGGCGCCGUGGGCAGCGGCGUGUUGGUUGGCUCGGCCAUGGUGUUGCUCUCUCGAGGUAGAAAGGGGCCUUUUGUUCACUGGCUGUCGCGACUUGCUGCUGCUGCUGAGGUAGUAUCUCAAUCUCGCUUGUCCGUGGUUUCGUGCUUCGGCGACUUGGCUGUGCGCCCAGCGGUUCUGGGGCUGGCGAGUUCACCGCCUGGUUGCCCUUGGGACUUGUGUGUUAUUGCGUCUGGCCUGCUGCAGUGGGGUUGCAACUGGUUCCAGCCUCUGCCCAGGUGCUCUAUUGGAAGGGCUUCCUGAGUCAGGUCGAUAGUCUCUUGUCACUGAGCCCUCGAAUAUCUGUGCGUUUGGGAGACUCUCGCACCAUCCAGCAAGUCAGUAACGUUUGAAAAGUCG